AUGAAAAAGACCAGGUUUUGUUUGUACGCCGGCCUCAUCUGGGUGCAACAACAUGAACAAAACGGCGUUGUCUACCCUGAUGACGGUCAAGCCCAAGGAAGUAGGCCAGUGUUCGAUCGCGUACAAGGCAUUUCUUUUCACGUUACAAACAACAACAACACCAAUGAAGCAACGCUGCUGAAGAAAAAGAUGUUAGAUGAGUUCAAAGCCAUGCUUCCUCACACAGACCACCAGCACGAGAAACAUAAUGGGUACUUGUCAUUGCGAUCAAUUAUAACUGAGGCCAUGUUUUUUAUUGUUACUGCUAUUAUUGUUAUUAUUUAA
This is a messenger RNA of Helobdella robusta, 324 nucleotides long. RefSeq lists its product as hypothetical. The transcript has 3 exons. NCBI's taxonomy places the organism in Eukaryota, Metazoa, Annelida, Clitellata, Rhynchobdellida, Glossiphoniidae. The record is from RefSeq and is a predicted model, not a curated record. Bases 1 to 324 code for a protein of 107 amino acids.